Molecule: messenger RNA, 857 nt
Organism: Hypanus sabinus (Atlantic stingray)
Lineage: Eukaryota; Metazoa; Chordata; Chondrichthyes; Myliobatiformes; Dasyatidae
Exons: 7
Coding region: 45-857 (270 amino acids)
Source: RefSeq, a predicted model, not a curated record
CUGCAGAACUUAGAACAGUAAAACUGAUCACGCCUGUCCCCAAAAUGGGUCAAGGUUCGAGCAGUGGAGGAGUUCAAGUGAUAUCAACAUCGGGAAAGGACACGGGUCUGAGCUCAGCAAUCACCGAGCUCCUGACAAGCUGGAAUGAUUCCCAGCUGCUGCAGUUGACGGACUUCUACCGGGACAGGCUGGAGCAGGCGAUGGAAGGAGGGGUGCACGGAGUGAGCCUGGCAUUAACGGCCGAGAAUCAGUUCAGUGGAGAGGAACAUCGGAAAAUCUCUGAUCUCGCUGAUAAGGGAGAGCGGGCGGACAGUUCUAAACUCCUCCUGAGCCUGGUGAUGGAGAAAGUCUCCCGUGCCCGGAGGAUGAUGUGGGAAACCUUUGUGAAAAUGCGGAUUGGUGUCCCAAAGCUGGACAAAAUACUGAAGGAAAUACAGAUAUAUGGUUGUGAUCCUUCCCAUCAAACAAUUCCCAGUCAAAUUUUACUAAAGGUUCCUAGUGCACAGAAAUAUGUUCAACAGAAACACAAGGAGACUCUGCGGGCACAAACUGAAACACUGAGAGUGAGCACGAUCCUGAUGAGGGAGAAGGUGAAGGUUUUCCAGCUGGUUGACCGAUACGCUGAGCUCACGGUCAUUUCUACUGUUCGAGAUCGGACACUGGUGGAACAUGAGUUACUGGCAAGAGGCAGAGACCACGAGGAGUGGAGAGAGAAACAUCUCCGCAGAGAGCUGGAGAAAAUCCGAAUGGAUCAGCUGUUCCAGAGCAGCUUUUCGCGAAAAGCUGGGUCAGAGGUUCACACCCCCUUCCGGGUGAGGGACAAGAGACCGUCAGCAGACUGCCCCAGUGAGAAGUAA